CGCAACGUUGCAUGCUUCCUUUAUCUCUUUCGGACUUAUGAUCAAUUCAAACUUAUAGCUGUCGUUUUCAAGCUUUUCUUAUUUUAUUAUAUUUGGUAAACUAAACUGUACACUUUUUCACUCGUUGCUCGACUGUGGUUUAUUGACACUGAUACUCCUGAUGGAUGAAAUCGCGUAUUCAACCUACCUCAACAAACUGACCGACGYUCAUAGCGAACGAGUACGUCAACCAAGCACACAUCCAAGGUUUGUUAGGUUUGAAGACCGACUCGAGAAAUCAGACUUGACCGAGGAGAUCAUCAAACAGCAUAUGAAUGGACGUGAUCUGAUGCAAUGGUGUGGUGUUGUGCUUUUAAAAUCUCCACUUGACUACUGCAUAUACCAACUAAUGUUACAAGAACUCAAACCAGCUACUAUAAUAGAAACGGGGACGUUCAAUGGUGGAGGAGCUUUAUGGAUGGCCGAUUUAAUGAAGAUUCACAAGACGCAAACACAUGUUUAUUCUAUGGAUAUCAGCUUCUCUUAUGUAGAACCUUCAAUCAGGAACAGAGAAGAUAUUACACUCAUUAAUGGUGAUGCAAAUAACAUCAAAGAAGCCUUCCCUGCAAGUAUGCUUAAGAAUCUUCCACACCCAUGGUUGAUCACUGAUGAUGCCCAUGUCAACUUGCCAGGUGUCUUAGCACACUUUGAUCAGUUCACUCAAUCUGGUGACUAUGUUGUAGUUGAGGAUACUCAUCCUUUACUGCCAUUCMACCUUGGUUAUGGGCUGUUUAAAGAAGUCCCUUUUAAGCCUACUGGCAUAUCAUGGACGUAUGAACCAUUUAAAGAAUUUAUGAACACUUGUGGUGAACAUUAUCUUGUYGAUUCAGGAUACACUGACCUCUAUGGAUACAAUGCAACAUGGAAUUAUAACAGCAUCCUGCGUAGAGUGUAAUAAUAUUUUCUUUAAGAAUAGAAUUAAAGGUGAUUCCAAGACU
Molecule: messenger RNA, 977 nt
Organism: Exaiptasia diaphana
Lineage: Eukaryota; Metazoa; Cnidaria; Anthozoa; Actiniaria; Aiptasiidae
Product: rhamnosyl O-methyltransferase
Exons: 5
Coding region: 161-934 (257 amino acids)
Biological process (GO): lipid biosynthetic process
Molecular function (GO): methyltransferase activity
Source: RefSeq, a predicted model, not a curated record